Molecule: messenger RNA, 1746 nt
Organism: Mesorhabditis spiculigera
Lineage: Eukaryota; Metazoa; Nematoda; Chromadorea; Rhabditida; Rhabditidae
Source: the annotation of a GenBank genome assembly
AUGCCGAUCGCUCGUCCGCGUACCCGAAAAAUUGCCACUACCACCACAACGAAGGCCUCCAAGUCGGUUAAGCCCGCCAAGACGCUCAAGUCUACUCCGAAAAAAUCCGGAGCUACAAGAGUGAAGAAAACGGAAAAGAAAGCCACUGACAAAGCGAAGCCCAAUCCUAAGAAAGAAGUGAAGAAGCCGAAGCCGAAGGUUCUUCGGGAGCACGCUCCGGGGAUUCGGGUUUGCGAUGAUGUUCCGGUUUUUGAGUGCUGUCCGGUGAAGGGCCCGAUGGUGUCGGUGCUGGCAGACGACGUGGGCUCCUCGGCCUAUUCCGUCAUGCUCCAGUACGACGACACGCAUAACCAUCACAAGUACUAUGCCAUGCAGGCGCUCAGACUGCCCGACGCGAAAUUCGGCUGCCUUUUCUGGUGGGGACGCACAGGAUACCCAGGCAGAAAAGCGCUCGUCAAGUCGUACGAUAAGAAGAACAUCAUCAAGACCUUCUGCACAAAGUUCCACUCAAAAAGCGGCCUUGACUGGGCUGACCGCAACUUGGGAGCUGUCCACGGAAAAUAUCGCAUAGUUACGGCCGAUCAAUUCGGAAAAUCACCAUCACCUGAAGAGAAAAUGGAAUCGCAGGAGGAACAACAGGCUACGCACGCUAAAAGCCGUCUUCCCGAGGAGCUGAAAAGCUUUCUGGAGCUGAUCACCGACCGGAAGAUGUUUGCCGCUGGGAUCAAACAAAUCGAGGAGCAUUACGAUAACUCGGAGGAGAUGCCGAUUGGGAAAUUAACCCCAGGACAGCUUGAGAAGGGAUAUGAAUGCUUGCGGAAAAUUGAGGCGGAAAUGGCUAAGGAACUUCCCUGCAAACUUUCGCUACAAGAAGCGAGUGACUGCUUUUACGAGCACAUUCCACACAAUUUUGGGGAUCAGGGCCCACCAGUAAUCGAUAACAGCGACUUGAUCAAGGACAAGGCCCUACUUUUGAAUACGCUCGCAGAGGUCCAAAUCGCCCUCCGAAGAAUGGAAGAAGCCGAAGCUACCGAGGCAAAUGGCAUGACAAACCACAUCGAUGCUCUUUACAAGGCCGAAAAGCUGAAGUUGGAGGUGGUGCAGCCAGAUUCCGAGGAAUACAAAGUAAUCGAUCAAUACCUCAACAUGAACCACUCACCGGCACACGAAUUUGACAUGAGUAUGGUGACGCUGUUGAAGGUGAAGAAUCCGAAGGAAGCGCCUUAUUACAAGGAUUUGGGGAACAAGAUGCUACUCUGGCACGGUUCGAGACUGCCUGCUGUUUUUGGGGUUCUUGCUCAUGAGCUGCAAGUGGCACGUCCUGAGACACCAAACGAUCAAAAGGCUUCAGGCUUCAUGUUCGGGCGUGGCCUCUAUUUUGCCGACGCAUCCUCCGAAUCGGCCGUCUAUUGCCAUAUUCCGCAUUCUGGAGAUGGUGUGUUGAUGUUGGCUGAGGUCUCCCUCGGCAACCCCCUAGAAAAAGCCGGGCCCGAUUUCAAUGCUCGAGACCUUCCUGAAGGCAAAGAUUCGGUUAUCGGCAAGGGACGAAAAGCUCCGGAAUGUGAAGAAUUUGACGAUGAGGAAGGAUAUAAAAUCAUGGUCGACGACGUCCGUGUCCCGAUCGGACCUCUGAAAAAGGUCCCGGGAAGAAAAGGCAAGCUGCAGCUCAACGAGUAUACCGUAUAUCACCCAAAUCAGGCCCGUAUUCGCUACUUUGUUCGCGUGCACUUUGACCGGAGCACGAAA